CAGAGCCGUUAUCAAUGACUCUCAAUGGGGGGUGUGCAGCUCUUUACCUAAAGCCCCUUUGCUGGUAUCAUCAUCUCUCCGGCUGCUGCUGCUGCUGUCGUCUCUAUCCCUGAAUGAGACCUUGAGUAAUCCGCUGGAGGGGAUUUUCCCAGGGUCUCCUCCUCCUCCUGCCCAUCCUCCUCUUCUCCAUCGAGCCUGUCGUCGAAACUCGCCGCCGAGCUGGGGGGCAAUCCGGGGAAAGGGAGCCGCGGCGCCGCGCACCGCCCAACGGACACUCCGCCGCGGCGCGCCGCCAACAUGCUCACCCGGGUCAAGUCCGCGGUGGCCGGCUUCAUGGGAGGAAUCAUGGCCGGUGGUAGCUCCAGCGGGGGGGACAACCCCGGGUCGGAGCUGCCGCUGAAAUUCCCAUACAUGAGACCCGAGUUCCUUGGGCUGUCCCCGGAUGAGAUCGAGUGCUCGGCGGACCACAUUGCCCGGCCCAUCCUCAUCCUGAAGGAAACCAGGAGAUUACCGUGGGCCACUGGAUACGCAGAAGUGAUCAACGCUGGCAAGAGCGCGCUGAACGAGGACCAGGCAUGCUGUGAGGUGGUGGUGGCGAGGAAGAGGCCUAUCAGCUACUGCCCCCCCUCCACGCCCAGCAAGACGUCCACCAACAAGAGACGCAGCUCACUUCCCAACGGAGAGGGCCUGGGGCUUCGAAUGGAGCACAGUACGCCAGGGGAGGACAGUGAGGGGCUGAUCUUCCACUACUGGGCCUUGUUUGAUGGUCACGCUGGUUCAGGUGCAGCCGUGGUCGCCUCCCGCCUCCUGCAGCAUCACAUCGUGUGCCAGCUCCAGGCCGUCAUCGAGGUCCUGCGCAACCUGGCCUCUCUGCCCCCGACCGUGCUGGGGGAGGAGCCCGACAACCACCCCUACCUCCAAGGAAACACCCCAGGCCCCCACCGCGCCCUGACCCGGGCCGCCUCGCUGCGAGGGGCUGCGGGAGCGCCCGGCUCUCCCUGCAGCACCCCGCCUCCGCCACGCUUCUUCACGGAGAAGAAGAUCCAACAUGAAAGCCUGGUGAUCGGAGCCAUAGAAAACGCCUUCAAAGAGAUGGAUGCUCAGAUUGAGAGGGAGAAGCAGGUCUACAACAUCACAGGAGGCUGCACGGCUCUCACAGUGGUCUACCUGCUAGGAAAACUAUAUGUUGGAAAUGCAGGCGACAGCAGGGCUAUCAUUAUUCGUAACGGUGAGAUCAUCCCGAUGUCGACAGAGUUCACGCCAGAAUCAGAACGACAGCGGCUGCAGUUCCUCGGCUUCAUGCAGCCUCACCUCUUAGGAAAUGAGUUCACUCACCUGGAAUUCCCAAGGAGAGUUCAGAGGAAGGAAGUGGGCAAGAGGAUGCUGUACCGAGACUUCACCAUGAACGGAUGGGCAUAUAAGACCAUUGAAGAUGAAGAUCUCAAGUUUCCACUAAUAUAUGGUGAAGGGAAAAAGGCACGGGUGUUGGCCACCAUCGGUGUGACACGAGGCCUCGGUGACCAUGACCUCAAGGUUCAUGACUCCAACAUCUACAUCAAGCCAUUCCUGUCCUGUUGCCCCGAGGUGAAGGUGUACAACCUGGUGCAGUAUGAGCACGGAGCUGAUGACGUUCUGGUGAUGGGCACGGACGGCCUCUGGGACGUCCUCUCCAACCAGGAAGUAGCCGAAGCCGUCACCACCUUCCUGGCCAACUGUGACCCCGACGACCUCCACAGGUAUACGAUGGCAGCCCAGGACCUGGUGAUGCGGGCACGCGGCGUGCUGAGGGACCGGGGCUGGAGGAUCACCAACGAGCGGCUGGGCUCCGGGGACGACAUCUCGGUCUUCAUCAUACCGCUGAUGUACGGUAACCGUCAGCCCUAGGAACCUGACAGGGACGCUACGGACCUUAAACCAGCAGGACUGACCAGAUCACUUCUGAUCUCAAGAUCUGCUUUCAUUCUCCUCAGUGCUAUUUGCACAUUCUCGGCUUCGUUAGACGAAAGUCACAUUUAACUUUGGCUGAACAUUUAGAUUUAACGGUGCAUGGCGCCUUCAUAGAGGAUCAGGAGUGGUCAACCACCAAAAUUGGCUGCUCAGGGGAACUACAGCCAGCACGAUUUGGGUGCUUUCUUCUUUAAACUUUUAUCUAAAAAAUUUUACCUCCGACACAUUUUAAUGAUCAGGAAAAUUUAAGCACACCUUGCCCAUUUCCAGCUGUCAAGAUCAAGAGCUGGAGGCAAGAAUCUUGAAUGAGGGUAGUAAUGGCAGCUCUAAUGGAUGAGUAAGGUUAGAGGUUGACUGCUCCUGAACUUCAUGUGCAUACUGAAAAGGGCAAAUGCUCUUCCAAAGUUAAAUAUUACUUUCAAAGAAGAGACCCCUUCCUGUCUCAGCCUCCCCUCUGAUUGCUCCUCUCUUGCUACGCUGUACAAUAUUCAGCCCCUCCUUGACCUGUCUGUCAGUCUCCCCCCUUUCCCUUCAUACUAUAUAGUCAACUGUUUCUAAAAAAAAAAAAAAAAAAAACAAUACCUCCUCCAUCUCAUGACCAUGGACCGAGCUGACAGGUCAGCUGCAUUUUCUGUUUCGCCACAGUGUGGCUUCGAAGGAUUCACUUGCUGCAGGACUUUGCUUCCCGGUUCACAGGCAGAUCACAGACCGAUCCAGCGUGCAGCGGCGAGGAAAUGUGGCUCAGCUCUCCAUCUCUCCUCCCGUUGUGCACGUGUGAGCGUCACCUCGUCGUUUCAGAAGCUUUCAGUUGUUAAGAGCCUGGAGAGGUUGACACCCUCUUUCACACAUGAAAAGGAAGACACUCACGGUGGCUGUGGGUGUAUUUUUAGGUGUACCUAAUGUGCGAUUUCUUUUCAUUCAGUACCUUAGAGAAGUAAGCAAGUGCACAGAUAAGAAUGUGGACGCAGAGGAAAAGAGAGGACUUGACAUUAUCAGGCACCUUAGAGGAGCAUGGCAGGGUGGCAGUGCUUUUUUUAGCAGUGCAACAACAGCAUGGCUGCAGGUUGAGCAUCAGUGAAGUCUUCAAUAUCAUGUUUGACUACGUUGAUCAAUCAAAACUUGAUCAGCCAAUUCACAUGUGCAUGCUAAAAAUGCCCAUUUGACAAAUAAUUUAGUCUAAUGUUGAGUCGUCGUCAUCAUCAUUAGUAUGCAAAUCAUUAUCGGUUCUGCUAAUCUUUGACCUUUUUGAUGAUGAAAAGUCAUUAUUUGUGUGUUUUGCACUGCAUCUCCAGAUAUCACUUGUCCCUCAAACAGAUUUUUUUCUUUUUUUCUUUUUCUUUUUUGGUUCAGCAUAAUGGCCAUCACUGCUCAUGCUAGCUAUGUAAUUCUUUUCUUUAUUCCAAACAAAUAGGCAGAAAAGUAAACCGCAUCACUUCCUUUAGCGGGACAAACCUGUGUGGCACUGGCUGUUCAGAGCAGCAAAUGGAAAAGCUUUAAUGAACCGGCUUUAGGUCGAAUGAAGUGUUUCGUCAGUCCGUGACAGAGGCUACCAAAGUGGACUUGUAAUCACAUGAAAGUGUCUCCCAUUUAUUUAUGUAUUUAUUUCGUAUAUACACGUUUCUGUGGAAACAAGGGGAAUUUCAGAUUUUCAAGAAAUCCUUCUCAAGGUCAUCUUAAGAUUUACAAUUUAAAUAAAGUGAAAGUGUAUAUUUUAAGACUCAACACUAGAUUAAAUGACUUGUUUGAUAGACGUUUUUUUCAAAGGUACUGGCACUUAAAGCUGUUUGAUGCAUAGAGAGCCGGGUCACCUCAGAAGAAGCCAUGAUGUGUGCUUUUUUUCAAGGGGUGGGGGUGAGGGGGGUAUUCUCUGCAGUAGGGAUUAACUAAUAAAAAUUAAAACUCAUCCUGAAAUACAAUCAUGUGGAUAAUACAAUCAAAGCACCACAGAAAAAGACUGGAAGCUCACAUUCAGCUGGACUUUUCUUUUGCUUUUACAUGUAGCCCGUGUGUCUGUUUAGAUGAGAAGCAUGAGGGACUCGAUCCAGGUCACAUUUGUCUUCAGAAAGUUGGAGGCGUGUGAUGAUGUGAUGGAAUGUGAUGUUUUGUGUUUGGACGUACUGAUUUACUGCGUGUCCCUGCAUGCAGUGAGAUGUGGGCCUGGGAAUAUGAGCAACGGUGCAAUAGUUUACAGUACUGUUUCUGUUUUUAUAUGGACUGAAGUUGUCUCUCUGUAAUAUAUCUAUGAAGAAUUAGUGAUAUUUGUUUGUACAUGUGCUGCAGAAACCACACAUACACAUUUAAGAUGUUUCUAUCCCCCCCCCAGUAAUUAUUAGGUUCCUUCUCUGACACAGCUGGAUACGCCCAGACAUUAAAUUUGAGAGCUAAGUGACAUGACUUAUUAUCAACUAAGUGAACAUACAGUUUCAAAUAUGCUUGUAGCCAGACACAAAAUAUGACUUGAAACUCUGUCCGGUCAUGUCCCUCUCUGCCAGAUUGAUGGACCGCGCUUGUCACCGUGAGAGUGUCACGUAAAUGAUUCCCAAGCCGCACCCAUUUGGCAGACCCAAACAAACACUCAGCCAUCUCAGUCAGUUUGAGCCAGGCUCUGGUCCAGGUUCGCACGCACUGAUGUCUGGGUCGUGUUGAAGGACUUGGCUGAGGUAAGCCUGGGGACUGGAAGUCAAAGGCACACGUUAGCCUGGCUCUGUUAAAGUGAAAAAAUAAGCCUUACAGCGACUCUGAAGCUGACUUAUUCACACAGUUUGUUACGUGUAUUUGAAAUACACAUCUUGGGAUUUUUUUCAAAAAUAAGUCUUGUUUUAGGAGAAGUACCCAUACCUUCAAACGACUCCUUUUUUUAAUUCCAAUAUGUGUAUUUCAAAUGCACAUGAAUCCUGUGUAAAUAAGAAGAUUCAGAGUUGCUGUAAGGUUUAUUUUUUCACUUUGAUGUAGCGAGGCUAAUGACUCCUAUAGACUUAAAGUCUUUAUGCUAAGCUAACACAAAAUGCUACCCUUAAGAGCCAAACCACUGGAAAUAGAGAUGAAAAUGGUAUCAAACAUCUUGUGUCAGUCUUGGUAAGCUGGAAAAAAGGCUAUUUUGGCCAAAACAUUGGAGUAUGCUUUUAAGGUGGGUUAAAAGCUGAGUACAGUCUGGAGGCGACAAAAAUGUGUGUGCUGCUCACACCGCCUUUGUAAAACAAAUGAACACAGGAUGCUGCACAGAUUUGAAAAAUAUGGAGAGCUGGUAUCUCUUCAUUCUGGAUCAAUAUGACUGCACAUUUCGCAUAGCUGCAGACCUGACUGUCAUGUUAUGUAGUGAUAUUUGUUAUCGUGAAGAGCAAUUUCAUGCCCUGUUUGACAGACGCAUUGCCCGGAUACUAUCAGCGUAAAUCACACCUAAACAUCGGCCAUCUGUCAGAAUCUUCAAGUCUUAUUAAAUUUGUAUUUAAAUGUAAAAAAAAAAAAAAAGUGCAGGGAUCCUGAAGCUACCCUCUCCGUUUUUUCAUUAUUAUUCACUCUGGCAUGUCCUUUCCUGUUUCUACCUUCCUGUGUGUUGAGGCAAAACCCCCUGCUGACAGACUACAGUUGAGUUGUUGGCCACUGUACAGGGCGAGCAGGUUGUGCCUGCUCUGAUCUCCCUGCUACUGCCUGGAUCUAGAAACUGAAGGAUACACCGGGACAUUUUGAAUUUGAACAUGUUUUUCACCUUUAUCUGGAUGACCAACACUUCAAGAAGCAGAUUUUCCAGUGAGACCAAACUUCGAUCUUCUGUGUAGCAUUCUGAUAAGCACAAAGUGAGGAAAGAUAACACCUGUAAUUGAUAUUUACAGCACUGAUGCCUGCAAAAUUACACAGUACCAAGUAGGAAACAAACAUAUCAGUGAACGUGGAGCAACAGUUGCAGGAAUAUUUGCCCUUUUUAAGCCAUUACUGUCCACUACACUCGACUCAUGACAAAAAUACCUUUAAUUUUUAUGACACAGUUCAAUUUAAAAUCCUCCAGGAGCCCUUUGAGAUCGGCAGGCCUUGUCGGAUUUAUUCAUAGACUGCAGAACAAAAAGUGACAGUGAAUAAUUCAGUUGAUCUGAUAACGGCGCCAGGGCCUCCAAAUGUGACGUGCACGUGUUUAUUAUACCCCGUCCCUACAUGUACAUCACCGUCGCCCCCGGCCCUUUUCUGUAUUCAUACAGAAUCCGCUGCUCCGCCGGCUAAAUUUGGUUGAGGUGCAGGAGAUGAGAAGUCAUCUGGGGGAGAGAGGAGACCUGCACACAUUUGCAGCAGAUCAAUAAAAUGUUCAUCAUUUGAAAGAGUUUGAUUCCAAGCUGACAGAACCACUGUUUGAAAAAAAAAAGAGAGACACCUAUCAAAAUGAUGGAUGGUAUAAAAUCAACACAAAGAUAUGUUUUAAGAUAGGUUGCAUCCUCGGCUGACAAAACAACACCUUGCUUGCCUCAAUAUUUUAGAACAAUUGAUUGGAUGAAGUAAAAGUAAUGAUUUUUUUUUCUUCUCUCGCCUAAAUGAAGGUAUAGAGAGUUGGCAUACCUGUAAUUUAUACUCUGCGGUCCGACUGAGCCGAAGCUCGGCAGAGAAGUAAGGUGUGAUGAUGGCAUUUUAGCUAGACGGUUAUUUCUGGCUGUAUCCAAACAUUUGGAAACUGCAGUUCCGGGAUGAGGAAAGUCAUCGCUGUCAGUCAGCGUGUGCCGUUCUCCUGCAUAUUCAUCAUCCUGGCCUCGAGGCACUAAAGGAUUUUUUUUUUCUUUUUUUUUUUUUUUUACCUGGAUUUCAUGUAUCUUUCAAGCACUUCUUUUCAACAUACAUUCCAUAAUAGAAGAGCUUUUUAAUUUACAAAGAUAACAUAAUGGUGUGUUAUUUAUACUUAAACAUAUGCUACAUUUUUGACAAUGUGUUACAUGUCACUGAUUCUGCUGUGCUACUGUGUCUGUUGCUUUGCAUGAGUUGCAUUUCUUUAUCAAAUAAGCUAUUUAGUACUAGUGUCCAAACACUUUUUUGGUUCUCUUUUGUAUACUAAAAUGUCUUUUUGUUGUUGUUGUUUUUUUAUUAUUAUUAUUAAUUUGGGGGAUUUCAAAGUCAGUGAUCUCAGUCGUGUAGAGUGGGAAUGUGACAUUUGUGAAAUGGGACUUUUUAUUGAGUUAAAACUCUUUUGGCGCCAUGCACACUUUGUCUUAGCAUGUUCAUGUUUGGCAGAAUGACUCACCCAGAAUUCAUCAGGCACGGAGAGUGACUGUUUUGAUCAGCGAGCAUAUUAAGACGGUGUGCAAACGGGGCCUUAAUAUGUGUGUUGAAUGUUCAUCCUUCUACCUUUGGUACAAGUAUCUAGUCAGCGACAUCAAGCCUUUUUCUCUUAAGAUGAAUGUGAAAGAAUGAAAAUGUUAUUUAUUUUUCUCAUCCUACUGUGCCACCCAACUCUUGCACGUGGCCAUCAACUCAGGUUCAACUGUUGUGUAGUUAAACUAGAGAAGCUGUUAAAAAAAAGGAAAAAAAAAAAACAUGUCUGAAGGCGGUGGAGCCUUCAGGGUGGCACAUUUGUUCCACUACAUUUGUACAUGGGAGUGAAAUGGUGCAUUUUGGAAGGUUUUGGACUAUUUUGUCAUGUCCCUUUGGCCGGAGCAGUCGGCUUCCCUUAAUCAAAACGCUGUAUUGUGAAUUAGCCGUCGCUGUUGUUUUUCUACCCAGAUGACUUUCCAAAUCCAGUUACAGGGCAGGGGGAACAGCUGGCUCUGGGGGAGGUCUGGGCCUCCCGCAGUACAGAGAGCUGAGAGGGCUUCUCUGUGUGCAGCACAGUGAAGGGGAUUUUCAAAACCCACUGGGAAGCCAUUGUAAGUGACCAUUGCAGACCCAUUCUACUCCUAUCCUCAGCCUCUUUCUUUGUGAAUGUGAAAUGUACAUUUUGUAAAACAAAAAGAUAACUUAAGAAGUCAAAAAUAUUUUUAAUGUUUCAUUGUGCAACGACUUUGGAAGAAAAAAAAAACAAUGUUUACCUUCAGUGUCUCUUUUCCAGAUAUGAAAAAAAA
Myripristis murdjan (pinecone soldierfish) is the source of this 7979-nucleotide messenger RNA. RefSeq names its product protein phosphatase 1H-like. Bases 298 to 1884 code for a protein of 528 amino acids. Gene Ontology annotation, biological process: protein dephosphorylation. Gene Ontology annotation, cellular component: mitochondrion. The transcript is spliced from 10 exons. NCBI's taxonomy places the organism in Eukaryota, Metazoa, Chordata, Actinopteri, Holocentriformes, Holocentridae. The record is from RefSeq and is a predicted model, not a curated record. Gene Ontology annotation, molecular function: [pyruvate dehydrogenase (acetyl-transferring)]-phosphatase activity.